This is a messenger RNA of Myotis lucifugus (little brown bat), 832 nucleotides long. Its product is annotated as draxin-like. The record is from RefSeq and is a predicted model, not a curated record. Gene Ontology annotation, cellular component: extracellular region. NCBI's taxonomy places the organism in Eukaryota, Metazoa, Chordata, Mammalia, Chiroptera, Vespertilionidae. The transcript is spliced from 4 exons. The annotation marks the transcript as partial. Gene Ontology annotation, biological process: Wnt signaling pathway; axon guidance.
AUGGCUGGGCCCACCACCCACGUUGCCCCCAUGCUGUUCCUUGCCCUCCUGGCGUUUCUGGAGCUGAGCCUGGCCGGCUCCCUGGGCCCCGGAACCCCUGCUCGAAACCUCCCUGAGAAUCACAUCAACCUCCCAGGCCCAGCACUGUGGACGCCUCAGGCCAGCCACCACCACCGGCGGGGCCUGAGCAAGAAGGAGCGGGGGCCAGGCAUGCCUGGCCGGGCCCAGGAUGGAGCUGUGGGCACCUCCACCAGGCAGGCCUCCAGGCUGCCAGGGGCAGGGGGGCUGCUGCCUGGGCAGAGUCCUGCAGGCCUGCUGCAGGACAAGAGUCUGCUCCUGGGGCUGGCCCUGCCCUACCCUGAGAAGGAGAACCGGUCUCCAGGGAAGAGACGCGGCAGGGAGCACAAGAGACGCAGGGAGAGGCUGAAACUGCACAGAGGCCGAGCCUUGGUCCGAGGUCCCAGCUCCCUCAUGAAGAAGGUGGAGCUGCCCGAAGACCAGGCGCUGGACGCUGCCAUGGAGGAGUCGUCCACCAGCCUGGCCCCGACCAUCCUCUACCUCACCACCUUUGAGGCAGCACCUGCCACGGAAGAGUCCCUGAUCCUGCCUGUCACAUCCCUGUGGCCCCAGGCUCAGCCCAGGCCUGACGGGGAGGUGAUGCCCACGCUGGACAUGGCCUUGUUCGACUGGACCGAUUAUGAAGACUUAAAACCUGAGGCCUGGCCCUCUGCCAAAAAGAAAGAGAAGACCCGGGGUAAACUCUCCAGUGAUGGCAAUGAGACAUCCCCAGCCGAAGGGGAGCCGUGCGACCAUCACCACGACUGCCUGCCAG